Messenger RNA from Bufo gargarizans (Asiatic toad), 3450 nucleotides. It is a transcript of the gene MIPEP, whose product is annotated as mitochondrial intermediate peptidase. Gene Ontology annotation, cellular component: mitochondrion. The record is from RefSeq and is a predicted model, not a curated record. Gene Ontology annotation, molecular function: metalloendopeptidase activity. NCBI's taxonomy places the organism in Eukaryota, Metazoa, Chordata, Amphibia, Anura, Bufonidae. Gene Ontology annotation, biological process: peptide metabolic process.
AUGUUCCGGGGUCACAGGGCUGCCGGAGGUUGGGUACAUGUGUAUCGCAGCCGGUGUCCUCUGCUCGGCACCAUGCUGUCCCUGCGGCGGCUCCUGUGCUCCCUGCGCCUCAAGGCCGGGGGUGUUCCCUCGUGUCGUUCGGUCAGCACCGGCUGGUCUCCUGUCGGUGCGGCUUUCAAUGUGAAGCAGCAGCGGAGGUUGGAUGUGUUCGGCAAGAACACGGGCCUGUUUGGUGUUCCUGAGCUCCGCUCCCCAGAAGGAUUUCAGAUUGUUCAGAAUAAUGCCCUGAGGAAUACAGAGUCCCUAGUGGAGAAAGUGUGUACUACACCUCCCAGUGCAGAGACUGUGAAGAUCUUUGACCAGCUGAGCGAUGAGCUGUGUAAAGUUGCCGACUUGGCUGAUUUUGUGAAAGUCGCCCAUCCUGAUCCUUCAUUCAGAGACGCAGCUGAGGAAGCUUGCAGGAACAUAGGUACCAUGGUGGAGAAGUUAAACACAAAUGUGGAAUUGUGCGAAAGUCUGAGAAAACUUCUGGAAAACCGAUCUGUUAUGGAUUCUCUCGAUCCAGAAACCAGACGUGUGGCUGAAUUAUUUUUAAUUGAUUUUGAAAUCAGUGGAAUCCACAUGAAUGAGGAAAAGCGUCAGAAGGCCGUCAACUUGAAUAUGGUGAUUGCAGACCUAAGUAACAACUUCCUGAUGGGAUCCAGCCUGCCAAAUAGAAUAGAUAUCAGUGUUAUACCAGAACAUAUCCGCUCCCAUUUUUCCUGGGAUGGGAAAUACAUACAGAUCAAUGGAUUAAAUGCAGACUGUCCAAAUGACCUGGUUCGGGAAGCUGCUUAUAAGAUCUUCCUUUACCCCAACAGCAGGCAGAUGAAGUGCUUGGAUGAGUUGCUCAGUAGUAGGAAUGAGUUGGCUCAGCUUGUUGGAUAUCCAACAUUUGCACACAGAGCAUUGCUUGGGACCAUGGCAAAGACUCCAGAGACCGUGAUGCAGUUUCUUGAAAAGCUAUCCAGCAAACUACGAGAACGAACAUUGAAAGAUUUUAAAAUGAUGCUGGAAAUGAAAAUGAAGCUGAACCCCAUGAAUCCAGAAUUGAUGCCGUGGGAUCCUCCUUAUUAUUCUGGUGUUUUACGUGCAGAAAAGUAUAACAUAGAGCCCAGCUUGUACUCUCCAUUCUUCUCCCUUGGUGCCUGCAUGGAAGGAUUAAAUUCACUUUUCAACCAACUUCUUGGCAUUUCUCUGUAUUCUGAGCAGCCAGAGAAGGGCGAGGUGUGGUCAGAGGACGUCAGGAAGCUGGCUGUUGUACAUGAAAGUGAAGGCCUUUUGGGUUAUAUCUACUGUGACUUUUUUCAUCGUGCAGAAAAACCUCCUCAGGACUGUCACUUUACCAUACGUGGCGGGAGGCUGAAAGAAGAUGGAGAAUAUCAGCUACCUGUGGUAGUGCUAAUGUUAAAUUUCCCCCAGUCCACCAAGAGCUCACCAACGCUGCUGACCCCGGGUAUGAUGGAGAAUCUGUUCCAUGAAAUGGGUCAUGCCAUGCAUUCUAUGCUGGGGAGGACACGCUACCAACAUGUGACUGGCACCAGAUGUGCUACAGACUUUGCUGAGGUCCCUUCUAUUCUGAUGGAGUACUUUGCUAGUGAUUACAGGGUUGUAAACCAGUUUGCAAGACACUACCAGACAGGACAGCCUUUGUCUAAGCCUAUGGUGUCUCGUCUUUGCGAAUCCAAAAAAGUUGGCGCAGCUUCGGAUAUGCAGCUCCAGGUCUUUUACUCUAUGUUGGAUCAGAUGUAUCAUGGAAAACACCCUCUAAAAGGUUCAACAACAGACAUUUUAAGGGAAGCCCAGGAAUCAUCCUAUGGACUGCCGUAUAUACCCCAUACAGCCUGGCAACUGAGAUUUAGUCACCUAGCCGGUUACGGUGCCAAAUACUACUCCUACUUGAUGUCCCGAGCGGUUGCCUCCAUGGUGUGGAAACAGUGCUUUGUGAAAAAUCCAUUUGAUCGGGUGAUGGGAGAGCGCUAUCGCAAGGAGAUGCUGGCCCAUGGUGGAGGAAAGGAGCCUACCCUCAUGGUUGAAGGCAUGCUUCAGAAGUGUCCGUCAGUGGAUGACUUUGUGGAUGCACUUGUUUCCGAUCUGAAUCCAGACUUUGAGACGUUUAUUAUGGACUCGGAGUAGAAAACUGCAAAGAAUACAGAACACUGGAUACAAUGGAUAUAAUCCGUAAUAAUUAGCGCAGCUACGAGUGGCAGAGUCUGUAGAAUGGUAUAUAUACCAGUGUGGGGUCCAAUGCAGAUUUAAAGAUACAUUAACAGGGAAAUACAAUAAAAUACAGUCUUGGGGCCCUAUUAGACCACGCAAUGUUCAUUAGCCCGUAUAAUUAAUCAGCCGAUGAAUUAGCAAGCACUCAUUUGUCGACUGAUCAGUAUUAGGGCUCAUGCACACGAACGUAGUUUGGUUCCCCAUCCAAGACGCAUUAUUUUUUAUUUUUUUGCAGCUCUGAUGCGGACCUAUUCACUUCCGUUGCUCCGUUCCCUGGGGCUGCAAAAAAAAUAAAAUAGAACAUCUCCUAUUCUUAUCUGCAAAACGGACAAGAAUAGUCAUUUCUACGUAUUUUCUUCCCGUGUCCGUUCUGUUUUUUGUUUUUUUGCGGACCGUAUGCGGAACUAUUUAUUUCAAUGGGUCCGACAUGUGCAUUAAGUUUCCGUAGGUCCAUAUUUCCGUUCCGCAUUACGGACUAGGAUAGGACUGUUCUAUUAGGGGAGAGCUGUUUCUUUUUGCAAAAUACAGAAUUCGCAAAAAAUCAUCCGUAUUUUUUGCGGACCGCAAAAUACAUACGGUCAUGUGUAUGAGCCCUUAUGAGCAGCAUCCCAAGAUGGCGCGUUCGUGUGCAUGGGCACUUAUCCUUGUGUAAUUGGGCAUGUGCUGCCGUUAAUUAAUAGAACUGACUGAUGGAGGAACGAUGGCGGUAAAUUAAUAAAAUAAAAACUAAGUAAUUUCACAUUUUAUGACUUUGAAUUCCUACCUUUUAUACUUUUGCCUAGAAAAAUAGAAAAGCUACAAGAGAACGGAAUUUCAUCACGUUGAAUGGGCCGUGAAUAUUUCACUAGAUGCUAAAACCUGUAAGGGUGCCUUCUCACACGGCAAAUUUUGUUGCGGAAAUUUCUCUGAAACUGAAAAUUCUUUCUGAAAAGGGUUGUUUUGGCAGGAAGCACCUGGAUUUCUCCCAGGCUUAUACAGGUGUAUGGGAAAGAAUAUUUUCUGCAACAGAACCUGCUGCAUGUGCUGGCAGCCAAAUAAUGGGAAUUCUGUUUGGACCAUAGACUUAUCUAGAAACGGGAAGGGUUACCAGGUAUAUUGUUGGAUAUUAUUGUGUUGUACUGAUGUAAAAUUUUAUUUAUUUUUUAACAUUUAAAAAAAAAUUAACUAAAUAAAAAAUGUAAAAUAAAAAAA